Molecule: messenger RNA, 2184 nt
Organism: Cyprinus carpio (common carp)
Lineage: Eukaryota; Metazoa; Chordata; Actinopteri; Cypriniformes; Cyprinidae
Product: spondin 2a, extracellular matrix protein
Exons: 8
Coding region: 366-1499 (377 amino acids)
Biological process (GO): cell adhesion
Cellular component (GO): extracellular matrix
Source: RefSeq, a predicted model, not a curated record
UUGGUAGAAGAAACAGAGAGCCCUGCCCUAAACUCACGCCAUUGGCUGAGCUGUUGUUGUGUCAGUCUGGCUUCACAAACAAACAGAGCCACAGAGAAAUGUUUACACUUUCAGGAGACGUGACCUACAAAUGGCUUACUUGUAUUACAGAGUUAAGCUGGGACAAACAGAAAUUCACAGCUAGAAACUAUUAGAUGAGAGGUUACUGGAUCAAUAUGAACACAUCAACUUCCAUUUACACAGUCUGUGAUCUCACAGGAGAAAAAAAGAUAAAAGGAGAGGACAGGAAAAAGACUGUGUGUGUGUGUGUGUGUGUGUGUGUGUGUGUGUGUGUGUACCCAUACAUGGAGAGGUGGGGGUGAAGAAUGGGAGGAGAGAGAGGAAAGAAAAAAAGAGAGGAGGGGAAAGAGGGCAUGAAAGUGAGGUGUGUCUUGAUCUGUAGUGCACAUCUUCACAAACCCUGUCCUGCUGUCUACCAUCCCAGCCAGAUGAUGUCAUCAGAGGUCUUUGUUCCUGGUUGGCUGCAGCAGCUGCUGGUCGUGCUGCUCAGGUUUGCUCUGUUCUUCGCGGCCCCGGUGAACUUGACCAAUGGGAUGGAGUGCAGCGCUCGAGGACCCGCCUCUUACAUCCUGGUGUUCACAGGCCACUGGAGUCCACAGACCUUCCCCAAACAGUAUCCCUUAUUCCGACCACCUGCGCAGUGGUCCAAACUCAUGGCCGUGACCCAUAAUGAGCAGUACCGGCUGUGGCAGGAGGGGGCGCCUGCGAGCGAUGGCAUGAAGAGCUUUGCUGAGCAGGGACUCACAGUGGAUCUGGUGAAGGAUGCCAAGGAGGCGAGGAAGAGGCGAGUGGUGGGGUCCAUGUACCGUACAGCCGGGAUCCCCUCUGGUAUCGGCCACAGCUCCACAGAGCUGCUCCUGACGCCCAGGACCCCACUGCUGUCUCUGAUAGUGAAAGUGAUCCCCAGUCCAGACUGGUUUGUGGGGGUGGACAGUCUGAACCUGUGUGAGGGUGGGCAAUGGAAACAGGAAGUGACCUUUGACUUGCACCCAUUUGAUGCUGGCACAGAUAGCGGCUUCACUUUCUCCUCACCAAACUUUCCAACAACACCCCCUGAAAAUAUCACAAUGGUGAGAUCUCAAAAGCCAAACCACCCUGCAAAUUCCUUCUAUUACCCUCGGCUGACUGAACUCCCGCCUCUGGCCACCGUUUGGGUGAAGCGACAGGGCCACACACCUGUCCGUCAACAGAACCGACUGUCCAAUCACAUAUUUUCAAAUAGUCUACACAACCAAAAAAACAGAUUCUCAGAAACGCCGCUGGACUGCGAGGUGUCCAUGUGGUCGUCCUGGGGCCUGUGUCUGGGGCCAUGCUCUCGGGGUGGCCUGCGCCAUCGCACCCGUUACAUCCUGCUCAAACCCGCCAACAGCGGCACGCCGUGCCCCGAGCUGGAGGAGCAGGAGGAGUGCACGCCGCACAACUGCCUGGCGUAUCAGUGAUGCCGGUCAUGCCGCUGGCAUAGACACUUUGACGCUGUCCAAGCGGAGAGUCGAGUUUAACCUCAUGCCAAUGCUGAGUCACUGCUGCAGAAUGUGGGAGAGCCGCCCGGCUGGACGUCCUGUGAGCUGCAUUGGCUCCUCUCCUCGCUGGAAAAGAGCGGCUCGUAUUCUGUUAAUAGAGACUUUGAUUAUGGGUGCUGCAUUCGCAGUAAUCUCAGUGUAUCUUUGCGUAAUCGCACACUAUUUUGCCAGUAUAGAUUUGUGGAAUAGAUGACUUGCAGUUGCCCGACCACUGAUUUUAACAUAGCUACAUGAAUUAACAUAAGCUUCCACUUGGAUCUCACAACAAUAGCAACUGUUUUGAGUUGGGUUUUGAGUGAUUUGUAGUGGGCUUUAGAAGGUUUAGUGGUGAAAUGACACUUGAAGACACCCCAGCUUCUGUCUCAUACAGGCCUAAUUAUGUUCAGAAUGCAGUAUGCAUAAAGUUUACAAUAUUAUCUCGUGAGGAAUCACACAAAACUGUCAUAUGUCAUUUAUUUAAUAAGGGACCGUUUAGAUGUUGCCGGUCAAGAGUUUGUAAUCAUGAAGAUUGAAGAAGUCUCUUAUGCUCAACAGUUUGAACAAAUAUUCAGUAAAAACUGUAAUAUUGUGAAAUAUUAUUACAAAUUAACGUGUUCUAUUUGAA